UUCGCGGGUACCUCGGCCGGGGUCUGCGGGAGAGGCCUGGAAAAGACAAUGGGCGCAUUCUCCAGGUUUCGCGCCUUGGGUGGGGACCCUCGGGAUAAUCUCCAAAGAACACUUUCCUAUCCCCUCCCCGGGUGAGCGACAUUGCCGCGUGGGUCAGGUACACGUCGCGUCGGUGACCCCGGCCAGGCUUUGUGGAGGGAUGGGGUUAGUGCUGCCCUCGCUGCGAAAAAAUGGAUUUUGUUUUGCCAGUUAUUAUGGUUACUGAUGUCGUCGCCAUCAUCCUCAUCCUCAUCGUCAUCAUCAUCCUUUUUAAUUAAAGUAAUCGUUCAGAAGCGAAGCGGCUUGUCCCUUUUAGCUUCUUUGGAGCGAUAACAAAGCAGCGCCGUUUCCCGCCCCCCACCCCCCGCUCUAUUUUUUAAGUUGCUGAGCUUGGGGUUGGGAGAGAAAAUGGAGAGAGGGACGGACACACAGAUUCUGUCAUAAAGCAAAAAUUAACCCAACCUAAGAUACGGGACUGAGUGAAUUCUCCCUUCUUCCCACCCCUCCCCCCAUUUCGAUUAGAAGAGGAGAAAGAAAAUCUCCCGCAUUGGACUGAAACUGCAGGGAAGAAUUAUUCCUGUAUUUCUACCAAAGCUGGGGUAAAAAAAGAGUCCUUUGGAAUUAAUCCAAGGCUUCGAUGUGUAAUCAUAAACUGGACAAUUUAGGCAAAACAAAUUAAAACCCUUCGGAGGAAAAAAAAAAGCAGCCUAAAUCUCACUACACUACACCCUGGGAAGCAGUAUUGGAUUUGUGUUUAUCCUUCCUCCCUUUGCCUUGUUUACUGCUGCAAGGAAUUACUAGAAUUCUCCUUUACUCUGCUAGUCUGAACACUGAAAAAUUGAAAAUCAUUGUGUGGGGAUGGUUGAAAGGAAGACGGGGGCUGCCUGUGUCUCUUUCUUUCUCAAUAGGAAGAAAAGAGGGGACCUAGGUAGAUAAAGAUAUCUCUCCCUCCCCUCCCCCAUCCUCUUGGAUCAGUGCUGUUCUGACUCCAUUUCUCUGAGAAAGUAGCUUUUGGAAUUGGGUUCUGGUUUCGCUUUGGGCUAGAGGUGGAUAUGGAGAGAAUGGGGGCCUUGGAGGUUCUGCCCCACAGAUCAGGGUCUGAAGACUGGAAUCCCCUUUUCCAACACACAUUUCCCACCCACCCGUGCUAGGCGCUGUGGCUGCUGCUUGGGCCUUACCCGGGUUCCCAAGCCAGCCGACUGCAUAGACACGUCAGUGCUUAGAAAACAAACUCGGCUGGCCGCACUGAACCAGACAUCCCGGUUGGAGGGCCCGAAAAUGUUCUGGCAGUCUGUGGAGAGCUCGUUUUUUUUGUUGUUGUUGGAGUAAAUAGUUAUUCCUGAUUGGUCAGGUGUAGGGUUCUUUUUAAAGGGGGGCUGGGGGGAGGCUUCAAGCACCUGCAAGUUGGGGGCAGAAAGCUGUUUGCAAUUCCCAGGGCUGGUCGGCGAGGACAUGAGGUAAUUCCCAGCCAUUGACCCCCAUUUCUCUCUCUCCCUCCUCUCUCCCUCCCUCUCGCCCUCCCUCUUUCUCUCCACCCCCAUCUUUCCUGGAAACUCGCUUUGGGCGCGGCAGACUGCCCAGGACCACACCGUGGCCUAACUGCUGGUCUCUCAGCGAGAGAGGGGGAAAGCAAAGACCCCAGUCCACAACUUGGACCUUGGCUCCCGCCCCUCUCCGGCGGAGUGGAGAUCCUAUUCAGAGGGGCCUGUCUCUCUAAAUAUGCCCCAGGUGAGUUUUGGGGGAACAGUUAUCGGUGGCAACAGUGUCCAGGAAGACCUUGGGUUCCGGCCUGGGGUGGGGGAGGCUCAGGACAGAGGCCAGUCCGGUCUCCGAUUGGGUGAGGGGAGGACGAGCCCAGAGCUGGGAAUCCGGGAUCCGUGCCUCUGUGGUUUCUAGCGGGACCCUUUCUUUUUUCAGUCCUGGGUAAAAACACCUGGCUGGACUUAGCCCCCCAGGCCGCUCCCAUCAGUCCUGGUCCUGUGCUUGCUUCACAAGGCUCCCAACUCUGGGGCAGCUAUUUCUGGGUGGUGCAGGCUGCGUGUGCCUGGGCCGCUGGCAGGAAGAAGGCCAGCCAUCCUGGCUAGUGCAGUCCCAACUCCGGUGGGCCUUGACCGGGGCCUGAGGCCUAGAGCGGAGCGCUGCUGGAACACUCCUCCACUCUGGUAGUAGCAGGGAAUAUGGUUCUGUUCUCGCGAAUGCAGCGCAGGCUUGGGGCUCCCCCGGGGGUUCGUUCGGGUGUGGGUGCAAUAUGAAGGGCAGGAAGCUAGCUCUUACCCCAGGUACCAGCGGAGGCUGUUUUCACAUGAGAAAUUUUCCCUGCCUGGAAUUGGGAGCUGCGGAGACCCCGUUGCUGCCCCCCAGGAGCUCCUGGGAUCCCUGCCUUGUUCAGACUCGAACGGAAACGUUGCGGCCAUCUGGCAACAGGAGAUGAGGAUCCGGUGUUGGGGGCUGCGAGCUGGUUCUGGGCUGCACAAAGACAGAGGAGUUGUAAUGGUCAAAAUAGUCUAGUGCGAUUCUGUUCAAAAGCUUGUCCCCAUUCCUUUGUCUUCCCCAAAUAAAAACAAAUGAACAAAGUAAAAAUCACUCGGGCUUUCCUUUCAGUAAUCUUAACCAAAGCCAAGUGAUUGGGGUUAGUCUCCUACAACCAGAGGUGCUUAUGAGUCCGCUGUUGGCUUCUUCUGGAGCAUGGACCCUUGGCAUGGGUGAUCCUGGUUGCAGAACAGCCUGCCGGGUUUUCCUAAGGUCCAGGGAUGGGCGGGGAGAGGUCGGCCACAGACCCUGGGGGCCAAUCAAAGGUUUCUCACGGGGAGCCUCCGAGAUACAGAUAUUUAUAGGCCUCUGGGGAGGGCAUUUGGGGCCAGAGUCAACUCAUCUGGAAUAUGUGCUCCUCUUGCCCCUUGGGGACCCGCGCCUACAUGAAGCCUCAGAAUUAAUCAGAGGGUAUAAAUGUGUCAUAAGGAGAGCUUGAACUCAGUCUGGUGAUUGCAGUGUGCACCGUUGGUCACUCUGGUUAGAAGCUGGGGCUGAAGCACGUGUCACCGGGCACACAACGGUGUGUGGGGACAGUAAGGAUGACGGAGCGGCCGCCGAGCGAGGCGGCCCGCAGUGACCCCCCGCUAGAGGGACGGGACGCGGCCGAGGCCCGCAUGGCCCCUCCGCACCUGGUCCUGCUGAACGGCGUCGCCAAGGAGACGAGCCGCGCGGCCCCCGCGGAGCCCCCGGUCAUCGAGCUGGGCGCGCGCGGCGGUCCGGGGGGCGGCCCCGCCGGUGGGGGCGGCGCCGCGCGGGACUUAAAGGGCCGCGACGCGGCGGCGGCGGCCGAAGCGCGCCAUCGGGUGCCCACCACCGAGCUGUGCAGACCUCCGGGGCCCGCGCCCGCCUCGGCCCCCGCGGAGCUGCCCGGCGACGGCCGCAUGGUGCAGCUGAGCCCACCCGCGCUGGCGGCCCCCGCCGCCCCCGGCCGCGCGCUGCUCUACAGCCUCAGCCAGCCGCUGGCCUCGCUCGGCAGUGGGUUCUUUGGGGAGCCAGAUGCCUUCCCUAUGUUCGCCACCAACAACCGAGUGAAGAGGAGGCCCUCCCCUUAUGAGAUGGAGAUUACUGAUGGUCCUCACACCAAAGUUGUGCGACGCAUCUUCACCAACAGCCGAGAAAGAUGGCGGCAGCAGAAUGUGAACGGGGCCUUUGCUGAGCUCCGCAAGCUGAUCCCCACACAUCCCCCAGACAAGAAGCUCAGCAAGAAUGAGAUCCUCCGCUUGGCCAUGAAGUACAUCAACUUCCUGGCCAAGCUGCUCAAUGACCAGGAGGAGGAGGGUACCCAACGGGCCAAGCCUGGCAAGGACCCCGUGGUGGGGGCUGGUGGAGGAGGCGGUGGGGGAGGGGGCGGUGCACCUGCAGACGACCUGCUGCAGGACGUGCUCUCCCCCAACUCCAGCUGUGGCAGCUCUCUGGAUGGGGCUGCCAGCCCGGACAGCUACACAGAAGAGCCGGCACCCAAGCACACGGCCCGCAGCCUCCAUCCUGCCAUGCUGCCAGCCGCUGAUGGAGCAGGUCCUCGGUGAUGGGGCCAGGGCCACUCAGGACCGGCCAGGAGGGCAGCCUCAGGCUGCUGGGACCGUGGGCUUCGGGGCAGGUGGGGUGAGGAUUGGGCAGCUCUGAAGCAGGGCAGUGGACUUGACGAGCCUUCCUUGAUGUCUGAACUUUGGGAAGUCCUAACUGCCCCGGCUGGCUUUCCUGUUUCCUGACUCAGUGGUAGAACAGAAAAAUGGAGCAAAGUGGGCCAGACUAAGCCUGGGCUGAUCUCAGGCAGACACGGACAGACCCCACGGCAGCUCCAGGAGCCCAGAUAUCAGCAGCCAGAGAGAAGGCCCAGAAGCUUUCUGCAGCCAUGUCAGCCC
Messenger RNA from Prionailurus viverrinus (fishing cat), 4433 nucleotides. RefSeq names its product TAL bHLH transcription factor 1, erythroid differentiation factor (gene TAL1). The record is from RefSeq and is a predicted model, not a curated record. The transcript is spliced from 5 exons. Gene Ontology annotation, molecular function: DNA-binding transcription factor activity, RNA polymerase II-specific; RNA polymerase II cis-regulatory region sequence-specific DNA binding; protein dimerization activity. Gene Ontology annotation, biological process: regulation of transcription by RNA polymerase II. Bases 3111 to 4097 code for a protein of 328 amino acids. Lineage: Eukaryota; Metazoa; Chordata; Mammalia; Carnivora; Felidae.